Messenger RNA from Thlaspi arvense, 579 nucleotides. NCBI's taxonomy places the organism in Eukaryota, Viridiplantae, Streptophyta, Magnoliopsida, Brassicales, Brassicaceae. The record is from the annotation of a GenBank genome assembly.
AUGGAUUUUGAGAAAGGGCUUGGUCAGAAGUUUAAGCAACCAUCUGGUUCGGGUAUAGAUUUUUCGGUCUUUGAAGACGCUGAGCUGUUCAAGGCGGCAGACACAGAUAUCUAUCCGCUAGCGGUUAAGGCAGAGGCAGCUCCUUCAGGUGACGAUGAAGAAAAAAGGGUGGGAUCGAAGAAUGCGCAGAUAACUCAAGCCGUUUACGAGAAGGAGAAAGGAGAGAUUAAGAUAAGAGUGGUGAAGCAAAUACUAUGGGUCAAUGAGAUAAGAUACGAGUUGCAGGAGAUUUAUGGGAUUGGGAAUACAGUUGAUGGCGACGACGAUUCAGCUGACGAUGCUAACGAUCCCGGAAAAGAAUGCGUUAUAUGUUUGUCUGAGCCACGAGACACGACUGUUCUUCCAUGUCGACACAUGGUAAGUAAGAUCAUGUUUUUUUUUUCGAAUGCUGAUGGUUUAAAUGCAUUUGUACUGAUGUGGAGAUUGUUUGCUUCUGUGGUUUCAGUGUAUGUGCAGCGGAUGCGCGAAGGUGUUGAGGUUUCAGACAAAUCGAUGUCCGAUUUGCAGGCAACCUGUUGA